Molecule: messenger RNA, 3192 nt
Organism: Caenorhabditis briggsae
Lineage: Eukaryota; Metazoa; Nematoda; Chromadorea; Rhabditida; Rhabditidae
Exons: 12
Coding region: 1-3192 (1063 amino acids)
Biological process (GO): regulation of transcription by RNA polymerase II; protein demethylation
Molecular function (GO): transcription coregulator activity; histone demethylase activity
Source: RefSeq, a predicted model, not a curated record
AUGGAGCCAGAAGAGUUGACUAUCGAGUGGUAUGAGGAGAAUGGUCUUGAGAAGCCAAUCCACUUCAGAUGCGAUCCAACGAGGAUAGGAAUGAAGUUACCAUCUCCUUCCACGUUUACGGUGGAUAGUGUGCUAGAGUUAGUCGGUGGAAAUCGUAUGAUCGAAGUGGUACAAGUGGAGGAUCAGGGCAGUGUAAAAAUGACUCUUGAAGAGUUUGUAGAGUUUUAUAAAACCCCACGGGAUCAGAGGAAGAAUCUCUACAAUGUGCUCUCCUUGGAAUAUUCCCUCACUCCACUGGAAGACCUGGUCAACUCUCCUGCACUAGUCCGACAGAUAGACUGGGUUGGAAACAUCUGGCCUGAUGCACUUCGUCAAAGAUGGAUCUCAUUUAACGGUCGUGAGAAGAAGUCCUAUUUCCCUCAUCACACAUUUCCAAAAGUUCAAAACUACUGCCUGAUGAGUGUGGCGAAUUGCUACACAGACUUUCACAUCGAUUUUAGUGGAACAUCGGUGUGGUACCAUGUGUUAAAGGGACGCAAAGUCUUCUGGCUGAUUCCACCAACGGCGACAAAUUUCUUUAUCUAUCAGGAAUUCAUCAAAACUGUCAGCGACAACGCCUUCUUCGGAAGAUCCGUAGAAGCGUGCCACGUGGCAGUUCUAGAACCAGGAGACACUAUGCUGAUUCCGAGUGGCUGGAUCCACGCAGUAUAUACUCCAGAUGACAGUUUGGUAUUCGGAGGCAACUUUUUGCAUUCGCUUUCGUGUCAAACGCAAUUGCGGGUUUAUCAAGUAGAGAACAAAUUGAAUAUUACUCGAAAAUUCCGUCUCCCUUACAACGAGGAACUGUUGUUCUAUGUGAUGGCUGACUAUGUCAAAAAGUGGACAGGCCGAGAAUACGUGCGACCGCUUCUAGUCGAGGAUGCCAAGCUGGAUUACGUCGGUGAGAAAUGGAAGGCCGCUGGCGGCCACUUGAAAAAGAUCAGGUUCGAAGACUAUAACGUCGAGGUUACUUCUGAAAUGGUCAAGAACGAGGAGGAGAGCGAGAAAGACGAAGUCAAAGUGAUCGCAAUGCACGCUGGAAGCUCCAACUAUGACAAUGCGAUGAUUAGCAAGAUGAGCUACACAGAAGCUACGGGUCUAGAAGAGGAAGCAGAGGAUGAGGAUGUGAAGCCAGAAACUAAAAAAGAAGCCGAAGAGCGUAGAGAUGCAGAAAUCGACUUGUUGGCUGCGACGAAUUCGUUAAUUUUCUAUAGGAAUUCGAAACACGACUUCAUCCGCAACAAGUCCGUACCGGAUCACAAGCUUCCCAUCGGCCACGAGCCUCCAGUCUAUUUCAACGACGAAGAAGUGUCCCGCAUCUCACCACGUCUUCUAGAAGAACUCGAAGCCCUCGGCGCCUACAUCCGUCGUAAGAACCGUGUGGAAGUGGCCGAGGGAAUUUGCCAUCCCGCAUCACUGAUCAAUCUAUUCAAUACGGUUUUGAAGAAGCGACGAGCCGAAUUGACUGGAAAACCAUUUCAAUUCAACCAAAUCAUGCCUCGAAGAUAUACUCGAGCUGCCAUCGAGACCGGCGACUAUGACUUCGAACCGGUCCGCACGAUAGAGGAUUCUAGAAGAGCGUCGCAGUUCAAAGUGGAAGACUUCCCGGAUGAGCUUCUGGAGUCUGAUGAACCGGACGAAACUUCUAGAAUCCAUCUUCCACAUCAACCAUCAUCGGGACCACUGGAGUACAUUCCAACGCCAAGAGGAGAAAUAAGAGAGAAUUCGCUGGGUUUUGAGCCAGAAUACGACGAGGAUAUGGAGGAGUACGAUCCAGCUGAGCAGGUAGUGAAGGAGGAGCUGGAGGAGGAAGAAGAAGAGGAGGAAGGGGAAGAGGAAGAAGAGGAAGAGUAUGUUGCUCCAGUCACCAGACGCUCCAGCACCAGAGGAUCGGCUAGCACGAAAGAGGAGCCACAAGAGGAGAAAGAAGAAAAAGAGGCUGCUCCGAAGAAGGAGAAGAAAGAGAAGAAGGUGAAGAAGGAGAAGAGUUCAAAGCCGGAGAAGGACACCACGGAAGCAAAACUGAAGAAGGAGAAGAAGAAGAAGGAAAUGGAACGGCGUCUUCGAGAUAGUGAACUCGAGGCUGAGCUCCGAGCUGCGCACGGUGGAAAGAAUGCGAAAUCGAAGAAGAAACCUGAGAAGCCAGCUUACGUUGGUGGUCUUCCGACUGCUCCGAUUCAAAACGAUCCGGUGGUUUCCAAUCCAUACAACUAUGAUCCGAGAAUGGAGAUGAUGAAGUUGGGUACAGGACAACUCAAGUCGGCUUAUAGAAAGACCAAAGCGAACGUCGAAUUGCACAUCGAGAAGAAUCUCUACAAGCUCGAGCCAAAGCGCGAUGAAAGUGAAAGCCGAGAGCCUAGUAUGGAGCAUGAAGACUCUCCGACUACUCCACACGCUCCUUACGAUAGAUAUAGUCACUAUCAUACUGAGAAUUCUCAUUUCCAAGAAGAUCAAGACUCUCAUCGGACACCAGCGAAACGGUCCAAGUAUGACAACAUCAGCGUGGACACUUCAGAAAGUCCACAUAUACCGAAGAAACGAAGUCUGGAAGGUCGUCCAAGUCCAUACAGUGUCAUAUCACCUCCGCACAACAGACCAAAACUUUCUUCUCCAGCAAUGUUCUCUCCAAGUUCCGAACCUCGUAGAUCUAACGACCGUCGUACCAGUGAUCCAGCUGUGAAUGCUAUGAAAAAGGGUGUCUACAUGCCUCCGAUGUCUCGCCAGGAUAAGAUGAUUGCUGAAGCAGCGUCCGCCUCAUCCUCUCGUCAUUCUUCAUUCUCUGAACGUCGCCCAAGCUUCAUACCGGAUUUAAACUCCUCCAGACACUCUUCGACCGAUACUCCAAUGUACACUCCAACUGCUCCGGCUAGAUCCUCGUGGCUCCCGAACACAUCCAACGUCACUCGACACUCUCUGGAUGAUGAUUCUCCGAUCGACGUCGUCAGCGAGUCUCCAAUAGACGUUCUCAACUCGCCACCAUUCCCAAGAUCCAUCACUCCACCGCCAGUUUCAUUGAGUGAGCUCAAAUCUCAAUCUAACGGCAGAAAGAGCAACUACUCGGAGGAUGGAAAGAGAGCCAAGAUCCCAGCGAGAGAAGCUGUGGCCGAGUUGAAGACGCUCAUCGGGAAGCUCAAGACUCUUAACGAGGCAUAG